Molecule: messenger RNA, 648 nt
Organism: Staurois parvus
Lineage: Eukaryota; Metazoa; Chordata; Amphibia; Anura; Ranidae
Source: the annotation of a GenBank genome assembly
AUGCUGGUGCUAAUUGAGAGGCAACUGCUUAGCAUUGUCAGCCUGCAACAAUUUUUUUCAGGCUUUAGAAAUCUGCACCUGGAUGACCAAAUGACCCUUCUGCAGUACUCAUGGAUGUUUCUGAUGGUGUUUGCCCUUGGAUGGAGGUCUUAUAAACAAUCCAAUGGGACUGUGUUGUAUUUUGCUCCAGAUCUUGUCAUUGAUGAGGAGAGGAUGAAUUUACCAUACAUGCAUGAGCGAUUUCAAGACAUGUUCCGGAUUGUUAAGGAGAUGACUCGUCUCCAGAUUUCAUAUGAUGAAUACCUCUGCAUGAAGACCUUGUUACUCCUUUGUACAGUCCCCAAGGAUGGCCUGAAAAGCCACUCACUAUUUGAGGAAAUUCGAAUGACCUAUAUUAAGGAACUUGGAAAAGCCAUAGUAAAGAGGGAAGGAAAUUCCAGUCAAAACUGGCAGCGAUUUUACCAACUGACAAAGCUAAUGGAUACAAUGCAUGAGGUGGUUGAAAAUCUCCUAGCCUUUUGCUUCUAUUCCUUCACGGACAAAUCAUUGAGUGUUGAAUUUCCAGAGAUGUUAUCGGAAAUUAUCAGCAAUCAGAUACCAAAAUACUCAUCUGGAAAUAUCAGAAAACUUUUAUUUCAUCAGAAGUGA